Caenorhabditis briggsae is the source of this 1095-nucleotide messenger RNA. It is a transcript of the gene Cbr-col-83, whose product is annotated as Protein CBR-COL-83. Bases 1 to 1095 code for a protein of 364 amino acids. The record is from RefSeq and is a predicted model, not a curated record. Lineage: Eukaryota; Metazoa; Nematoda; Chromadorea; Rhabditida; Rhabditidae. The transcript has 4 exons.
AUGCUUCAGGCACUUGUAAGCGCGCAUUCGAAGUGUUUUUGUGAAAUUCCGUUAUUUGUAUAUCCUCUUCUCCACACCGUAUUCAUCCCUCCAACCGCUUCUUCUUCUCCUCCGUACGCCCGUGAUGACGUGGCAAUGGACGGAGAAUCAGGAGAUUCAGUCUCUCCGUUGUGUGACUUUAAUUUCUAUCGGCAUCACUGUAACUGUUCUGAUACUUGGAUUAGUUGGCGGCGUCGUUCUGUUCUCGAAGACUUAUACAUUUCAGAAUCCACGGGGGGUUUUUUCCAGUUAGCAAUUGAGAAAGGUGUUGCAAGCAGACGAAAAAGGCAAUUUUUCCUGGAUUACUGUAGCGAUGUAUCCCAGUGUGGAGCGCCAACGAACUGUGGACAAGAAAUCGGAUGCACCGUGCAUGCCGUUCAUCAAUCAACUGGAUGUGCAGAUACUGGAUGCUCACAUCCAAUUCAGCCAGUUCAGCAGCCAGUGGAAGUACAACAGAUUAGGCAAGAACGUAUCUGCAUCUUCGGCCCUCCUGGCCCUCCUGGCUUCCCGGGACCAGAUGGUUUAGACGGAGAGGAUGGAUCUGAAGGAUUCCCAGGCACUCCUGGUGCGAAUGUACCCGAACGCAUACUUCCCGAGAUUGACGACUUCUGUUUUGAUUGCCCGCCGGCGAAGAGAGGUCCACCAGGGCCGCGUGGACCAAAGGGUCUUCGUGGUUUGCCUGGGCCGAUUGGAAACUCAGAUUUCUACGUGACUGCAGGUCCUCCUGGACCCCCGGGCCCUCCUGGACCACCUGGUGAGCCGGGAAUUCAUGGGUCAAGAGGACCACCUGGGGAUCCUGGAGUAUCUAUUCAAGGACAUAAAACUGUGGAAGGUCCUGCAGGAGCUCCUGGCCCGCCCGGUCCGAUUGGUGUUCCAGGUCAGAGAGGAGCUGAUGGUUCUACACGUCACGGUGUCGCAGGACCACCAGGAAAUCGGGGAGCGAAAGGUGCAAAAGGACGAGACGGCGGCAGAGGUGCUCCAGGUGCAAUGGGACCAGCUGGACCGGCUGGUGAAUGCUCCGCUUGCCCGAUUCCACGCGUUUCUCCUGGCUAUUGA